AUGCUGUCCCUGGCCUCCCUGAGGGGAGUCCACUCAGGGGCCAUGUCUUCGCACAAAGGGCUGAACGGAGCAUGCUCGGUGCACGAGUACCCGGGGACCUUUGCCGGCCAGCCUGUCCACUUCAAGAUGACGUCUGUGUGUGGUCACGUGAUGACCCUGGAUUUCGUGGGGAAGUACAACAAGUGGGACAAGGUGGACCCCGCAGAGCUGUUCAGCCAGGCGCCCACCGAGAAGAAGGAAGCCAACCCCAAGCUGAACAUGGUGAAAUUCCUGCAGGUGGAAGCCCGGGGCUGUGACUACAUCGUGCUGUGGCUGGACUGUGAUAAAGAGGGAGAGAACAUCUGCUUUGAGGUCCUCGACGCCGUGCUGCCCGUCAUGAACAACGUCCACGGCGGCGAGAAGACGGUGUUCCGGGCCAAGUUCAGCUCCAUCACGGACACGGACAUCUGCGGUGCCAUGGCCCGCCUGGGCGAGCCCGACCACAACGAGGCCCUGUCGGUGGACGCCCGCCAGGAGCUGGACCUGCGCGUCGGCUGUGCUUUUACCAGGUUCCAGACAAAGUAUUUCCAGGGGAAAUACGGCGACUUAGACAGCUCGCUCAUUUCCUUCGGGCCGUGCCAAACGCCCACCCUGGGCUUCUGUGUGGAGAGGCACGAUAAAAUCCAGUCCUUCAAGCCAGAGACCUACUGGGUGCUGCAGGCCAAGGUGAAUGCUGAUAAAGACAGAACUCUCCUUCUGGACUGGGACCGAGUGCGAGUGUUCGACCGGGAGAUUGCACAGAUGUUUUUAAACAUCACGAAGUUGGAGAAGGAAGCCCAGGUGGAGUCCUGCAGCCGGAAAGAGAAGACCAAACAGAGGCCCCUGGCCCUGAACACCGUGGAGAUGCUGCGGGUGGCCAGCUCUUCUCUGGGCAUGGGCCCCCAGCACGCCAUGCAGACCGCAGAGCGCCUCUACACGCAGGGUUACAUCAGCUACCCGCGCACCGAGACCACCCACUACCCCGAGAACUUUGACCUCAAGGGCCCUUUGCGGCUGCAGGCCAAUCACCCGCACUGGGCUGACACGGUGAAGCAGUUGUUGGCAGAAGGGAUCAACCGGCCACGGAAAGGCCACGAUGCUGGUGACCACCCUCCCAUCACCCCCAUGAAGGCAGCCACGGAGGCCGAAUUAGGGGGUGACGCGUGGCGUCUGUACGAGUACAUCACGCGGCACUUCAUCGCCACGGUGAGCCACGACUGCAAGUACCUGCAGACCACCAUCGCCUUCCGCGUCGGCCCCGAGCACUUCACCUGCUCUGGGAAGACUGUCCUCUCGCCAGGCUUCACAGAGAUCAUGCCCUGGCACAGCGUGCCCCUGGAGGAGAACCUGCCCACCUGCCAGCGGGGUGACACCUUCGCCAUCAGCGAGGUGAAGACGGUGGAGAAGCACACGAACCCACCCGACUACCUGACAGAGGCAGAGCUCAUCACGCUCAUGGAGAAGCAUGGCAUCGGGACAGACGCCAGCAUCCCUGUGCAUAUCAACAACAUCUGCCAGCGGAACUACGUCACUGUGGAGAGCGGGCGCCGGCUCAAGCCCACCAACCUUGGCAUCGUCCUGGUGCACGGCUACUACAAGAUCGACGCAGAGCUCGUGCUGCCCACCGUCCGCAGCGCCGUGGAGAAGCAGCUGAACUUGAUCGCUCAGGGCGAGGCCGACUACCGCCAGGUGCUGGCCCACACCCUGGACAUCUUCAAGAGGAAGUUCCACUACUUCGUGGACUCCAUCGCUGGUAUGCCCGCUCCUCCCCGUGCCUGUUCCCCCACCCCCAGCAGCACGUGUCGCCCACAGGCCAAGCCCAGCCGCCUGCACUGCUCGCACUGUGACGAGACCUACACCCUCCCCCAGAACGGUACCAUCAAGCUCUACAAGGAGCUGAGGUGCCCGCUGGACGACUUCGAGCUGGUCCUGUGGUCAUCGGGCGCUCGGGGCAAGAGCUACCCCCUCUGCCCUUACUGUUACGACCACCCGCCCUUCCGAGAUAUGAAGAAAGGCAUGGGCUGUAACGAGUGCACGCACCCCACCUGCCAGCAUUCGCUGAGCAUGCUGGGAGUCGGGCAGUGUGUGGAGUGCGACAGCGGCGUGCUGGUGCUGGACCCCACCUCGGGUCCCAAGUGGAAGGUGGCCUGCAACCGGUGCAACGUGGUGGCGCACUGCUUCGAGAACGCGCACCGUGUGCGCGUGGCCGCCGACACCUGCGGCGCCUGCGAGGCCGCGCUGCUCGACGUGGACUUCAACAAGGCCCGGUCCCCGCUGCCCGGCGGCGAGACGCAGCACACGGGCUGCGUGUUCUGCGACCCUGUCUUCCAGGAGCUCGUGGAGCUGAAGCACGGCGCCGCCUGCCACCCGAUGCACCGCGGGGGCCCGGGCCGCAGGCAGGGCCGAGGGCGGGGCCGCGGCCGGCGCCCCCUGGGGAAGCCCGGCGCCCGGCGGCCCAAGGACAAGAUGUCGGCUCUGGCUGCCUACUUCGUGUGA
Orycteropus afer afer is the source of this 2514-nucleotide messenger RNA. RefSeq names its product DNA topoisomerase III beta (gene TOP3B). NCBI's taxonomy places the organism in Eukaryota, Metazoa, Chordata, Mammalia, Tubulidentata, Orycteropodidae. Gene Ontology annotation, molecular function: DNA binding; DNA topoisomerase type I (single strand cut, ATP-independent) activity. Gene Ontology annotation, biological process: DNA topological change. The record is from RefSeq and is a predicted model, not a curated record. Gene Ontology annotation, cellular component: nucleus.